Messenger RNA from Pteronotus mesoamericanus, 5005 nucleotides. It is a transcript of the gene F9, whose product is annotated as coagulation factor IX. Lineage: Eukaryota; Metazoa; Chordata; Mammalia; Chiroptera; Mormoopidae. The record is from RefSeq and is a predicted model, not a curated record. The transcript is spliced from 8 exons. Bases 70 to 1458 code for a protein of 462 amino acids. Gene Ontology annotation, biological process: zymogen activation; blood coagulation. Gene Ontology annotation, molecular function: calcium ion binding; serine-type endopeptidase activity. Gene Ontology annotation, cellular component: extracellular region.
AUACAGCUCAGCUUGUACUUUGGAACAAUUGGUGAACCUUGCUGCUUGCACAAUCUUCUAGCAAAGGUUAUGCAGUGCCUGAACAUGAUCAUGGCAGAAUCACCAGGCCUCAUCACCAUCUGCCUUUUAGGAUAUCUCCUCAGUGCUGAAUGUGCAGUUUUUCUUGAUCGUGAAAAUGCCACCAAAAUUCUGAAUCGGCCAAAGAGAUAUAAUUCAGGUAGAUUGGAAGAAUUUGUUCGAGGGAACCUGGAGAGAGAAUGUAUGGAAGAAAAAUGUGAUUUUGAAGAAGCACGAGAAGUUUUUGAAAACACUGAAAAAACUACUGAAUUUUGGAAGCAAUAUGUUGAUGGAGACCAGUGUGAGUCCAAUCCAUGUUUAAAUGGUGGCAUGUGCAAGGAUGACAUUAACGCCUACGAAUGUUGGUGUCAAGCUGGAUUUGAAGGAAAGAACUGUGAAUUAGAUGCAACGUGCAACAUUAAGAAUGGCAGGUGCAAGCAGUUUUGUAAAAAGGUCACUGGUAACAAGGUGCUUUGUUCCUGUACAGCGGGAUAUCGACUAGCAGAAGACAAACAGUCCUGUGAACCAGCAGUGCCAUUCCCAUGUGGGAGAAUUUCUGUUGCACUCAAUUCUAAGAAGUUCACCCGUGCUCAGACUAUUUAUUCCAAUGGGGACUAUGAUAAUUCUACUGAAGAUGAAAAAUUUUGGAAUAACAUGACUCAAAACACCCAACCAAUUAACGACUUCACUCGAGUUGUUGGUGGAGAAGAUGCCGAACCAGGUCAAUUCCCUUGGCAGGUAAUUCUGAAUGGCAAAGUUGACACAUUAUGUGGAGGUUCCAUCAUUAAUGAGAAAUGGGUCGUAACCGCAGCCCACUGUAUCAAACCUGGUGAUACAAUUACUGUUAUCGCAGGUAAACAUAACAUUGAGGUGAAGGAAGAAACAGAGCAAAAGCGAAAUGUGGUUCGCAUUCUUCUUCACCACAACUACAACGCAAGUAUUAACAAGUACAGCCAUGACAUUGCCCUUCUGAAACUGGAUAAGCCCUUAAUGCUAAACAGCUAUGUAACACCUAUUUGCGUUGCUGACAAGAAAUACACGAACAUCUUCCUCAAAUUUGGGUCUGGCACAGUGAGCGGCUGGGGGAGACUCUUCAACCGUGGGAGAUCAGCUUCAGUUCUUCAGUACCUUAACGUUCCAUUUGUUGACCAAGCCACAUGUGUUGACUCCACAAAGGUCACCAUCCUUAAUAACAUGUUCUGUGCUGGCUUUCAUGAGGGAGGGAAAGAUUCAUGCCAAGGAGAUAGUGGGGGUCCCCAUGUUACUGAAGUGGAAGGAAUCAGUUUCUUAACUGGAAUUAUUAGCUGGGGUGAAGGGUGUGCAGUGAAAGGAAAAUAUGGAAUAUAUACCAAGGUUUCCCAGUAUGUCAACUGGAUUAAGGAAAAAACAAAGCUCACUUGAAGAAAAAUGUAUUUCUAAGGUUGAUAUAUUUGGGAUUGAAAAUGAACAAGGUCUUUUACUUACUAAUCACUUUUCUAUCUCAUCAGAGUUGAAUAGAUACAUUCUAUGAAUAUUGCUUUUUCACUUUAUGGUAGAAGUCUAUCUAGAAUUGAUAUUUUACUAGAACAAGUGGACUAGAAAAUGUAAUCACUUGAGAAAUGCAGGGUCUGGCAAAAGUAAGGCCUGCUUGAGUGUGGUUGAUAAGGUAAUAAUAUGGGCAUAAUAAUUUAUAGUUUUAAUUUGAAUAUUUCACCUAAAAAAUCCUAUGGUGUGCUUGAGUGUAAUCUUGUCAUGUUACAGAAUUACACACUUAUGAUUUUGUAAUAAAAGAUUUUGUAAUAAUAAAGGGGUGCUAUUUGUGCCAGACCUGAAUACUGUGGUAAGAAUUUGUGACCAUGACAAAAUUGUGAAGUUAACUUCGUUAUCCUGCCCAUCUGGCAUUAUGUUUCUCCAUUGAGGCAGUUUCCUGGUUCUCCCUCCUUAGAAGCAUUCCAUGUUUCAGGUCUUUCUUACCUCUUCCACCAAAACACCAAAAUGUAUUAGAAAUGAAUCCAGGAUAGUUGGUCUAGUCCAACACAAGUCCAGCACCACACUCAUAAAGGAAGAAUACUGGAGCAGAUGACAGGUUAAAUCUCAAUAGAAUCACUACUUUUUCUGUACCCUUAUUUUUGCAUCCUUUAUGUUUUCCAACUUCUAAUCUCCAAAUCAGUCUUUCUCUCUCCCUCUCUCCCCUUUCCCAGACACGUAGAGGAGGGAAGGGGAGCAUCAUACUGUUUUACUGGUAUGCACAAUUAUAUAUGUCUACCAAAGCCAGACUUGCCUUCAGUUUAGUCUUGGACUUGCAUAUCUGAACAUAGGGAUUAAGUAAAUCCUAGAGAACUUGGGUGAAAGUUCUUCUCAGAGUGUCACAUUAUUUUUUUUAAAGAUUUUAUUUAUUUAUUUUUAGAGAGGGGGAAGGGAGGGAGAGAGGGGGAGAAACAGUAGUGUGUGGUUGCCUCUCGCGCGCCCCCUACAGGGAAGCUGGCCCACAACCCAGGCAUGUGCCCUGACUGGGAAUCAAACCAGCAAUCCUUUGUUUCUCAGGCCAGAGCUCAAUCCACUGAGCCACACGAGCCAGGGCAACAGUAUUAAAAUACAUACAUAAUGGAAGGAAUGCCUUAUCAGAAUAGUUCCCUAAGAGCUUGUCAUUGUGUUAUUAUGGAGGUCUGACCAGAAAUGGCUCUAUAAAGGCAAACUGACAUGGCAUUGUAACUAAGAAAGCUGAAAAAAUGUUAGCAGAAAGAGCAGUUUGCAAUCUAAGACUAGUGAAGUCUGCAAGGAAGAAUUCAUCAGUGUGUCUCCAGUACCAACCAGGGCUAAGGAAGAAGUUGCCCAGACCAGAUAACAUGAGCAUCAUGUCCCCCUAACUGGUGUAUCCCCAACAGUGGAAAAGGGUGCACCAGGCUCACAGACAUGAGUCAUUCCAAUGAGCCAACUAACUCCCCCUUUUCUGGCUUCAUCCCCACCAAGCAACUUUUUUUAUUAUACAUAGGCCUUCUAUAUUGGGUUUCCUAUAGGGUUGCUGGCCAGUCAACACAUGUACUUCAAUCGGUUAGACAGAGUAUCUCCCUUUUUGAAUUAAUAAACUGGUGUUCUGGUUCAUAAAUCGGCUUUCUGACUAUGGUUGAUAUGAACCAGUCACCCCAGCCAGACCUUACUAUUGUUGAUUUCUUUCAAGUUAUUCCAGUUAAUACUUUAGUUUUUUUCAAACAUAAGUGUCAAUAAAUGUAUUCUUCAAUUUCUCAAAAAGUGGUUCUUGUUGAGUCACUCACAGAAAAGGAUCCCAAACACUACAUUCAGCCAAACAAUCAGAAGAAUGUGUCCAAAAGCAAUACAACACAUCAGAGUUUUGAUGCUCGGUUACCACUGAGUUUUCAUUUGAGGCAGUGUGGAUCCCCCUGGGACAGAACUGAGUUUAAAUAGCUGCAAAUAUGGUCUUGCAUAAGUCACUCUACAUUUUGGGCUUUGAUCUCUUCAUUUGUAUAAUGAGUUUGACAGAAUUCUCUCCAAAAGCCCUUGUUGAUCUUGAUAAUCUGUGCUUACAUUCCUUCAUUUAAAAAAUAUUCAGGGAGGGAUUACUGUGUGCCACGCAUCAAUAGUGUUCAUUAAAUUUGAAUCCAUAUUUAUAUAUUUUGUGAGUUAAGUAAUUAUGUAAAUUGCCUUGUCAGUGCCGAGUACAUUACUACCCAGUAGAUGCUCAAUAAAUGUUAGCUGAGUCUGAAUCUAUGUUUAUUACAGAGAAGGAACAAUUAUUGUGUCAUGAAAAGAGGCCAUACCUAAAUAAUGAGUGGGAUUGAGGUUUAAUUUUUUUUAAAUCAGUUCUGCUAUUUUUGGCUAAAGAAGGGAGAGAGAGGGGGAAGACACUGGAAUUGUCCACCUUAUGUUGAAGGAGGAUACUAAUUCAUGCAUGGAAACAUGUUAUUUCAAAUUUUAAUGACUAAGGGUCUGUAGACCCAGUGCUUGACAAUUGGUAAAAGUGAGGAGUCACUCUGGCCUUGUUGCCAUGGGGACCAUCCCUCACAAAGGCAGCAGUGGGAGCUUGGCCUUAUACCUUCUGUGAUUGGUCUUGCCUGUCACAGAAGGAGGUGGUCUAGGGCCCAUAAAUCUCUAAGACACAGUUAUCCUUUUUGCCAUGAGCUCGAAAAUGACUGAACUAAUCAUGAGCCACCUGUAGCAUGUUGCCAUCAUUAAACUUGUGGGUCCCUUAAGCUCACCUAAAGGCCAGCGUCUUCAGAGCCAUGCCCCGCUAGAUUCUACCUAGAACAUUUGCAGUCAGCAUAAAAGAAUCAUUAGUGCUUUCAAAAUCGCUGUAGCUUCUUAACCUAAAUGGGCUGAAACAUACAUGCUGCUGCAAUACUGGAAGCAACAGAUUAAAAUAGAGCUCUUGCUGAGUGAAGGAAAGUGUGUUAAUGAGCGCAGUCAUUUUAACUUGUUUUAAGUAUAACUGUUUUUGGUUCUUUUUGAAUAUUAGAUGCUUCAUGCUGACAGGAACUAAGUAUGGUCCAAUUUUCUCUGCCAAGGGAAAAAGAAUGGGUUUUUACCCCUACUCACCUGAACCGUGACUGACCAGAUCACAAAACUGCUUCAUAAUCAUUCUGCAACAAUUUCUGAAUGCAAUCUAACAACAUCCAAUCUAAGAAUGUCAGAGCUGCAAAGGCCCAUAGACACUAUCCAAACCACUCAGCCCAUUUAACAGAUGAAGAAAUUAAGACCAACAUAAGGCUAGGCCCAAAGUAAUAGUGGCAGAGCCAAAACUAGAAGUCAGGUCUCCCACUAAAUACUAUGGAAGCAUAGUGCUUUCCACUGGAGCACUGUCUAUAUUUUUAGAGCAGCUGGGGAAUUCUGCACUGGUUGCAAUCCUUUCAGCAAACUUGGGAAUAAAACUGCCUGGAAUUCAUACUAGUGAUACUUGACAAGUGACUAAAUCAUGAAGAUGAACAGAUAGCCUGAAAAGCAGAGUGGCAGUCAA